This is a messenger RNA of Phacochoerus africanus (Common warthog), 1965 nucleotides long. It is a transcript of the gene SRRM5, whose product is annotated as serine/arginine repetitive matrix 5. NCBI's taxonomy places the organism in Eukaryota, Metazoa, Chordata, Mammalia, Artiodactyla, Suidae. The transcript has a single exon. Bases 1 to 1965 code for a protein of 654 amino acids. The record is from RefSeq and is a predicted model, not a curated record.
AUGUCCACAAUGACUUCCAGGACCACAAGCCAUUUUGCGGCCACCACGCCUUCUCCGCCCACAAGAGCCCCAAAGCCCAGCAUGUCUCCAGCGUCCACUGGACCCUCGAUGCCCACAGCGUCUCCCAAGCCUCCACCCUCCUUGAAGAGCACCAGAUCGACAAUGCCCAACAGCUCCCCAGUGCCCACCAAGCCAUCGAGAGCCCCCAACUCAGUCACAAGCCCAGGCAGUUCCAAGUCUCCCAAAUGGGCAAGUACAAAGGCAGCCCCUUCUAGCCAGUCCUGCGGCAAGUCCCGAGUCCACAGCAGGGCACAAACGCCUAGCAAAGCCAGCACCGACACCAGGGCCAGCAAAGCGAGCGAGGCCAGCGGGGUAAGACACCGGCGCAGAGGCACACGCAGCCGGGGUAGAACUCCGGACAGAAGGGGAAGCCGCAGCUCCAAGAGGUCAGCCAACAGGGCCAGCACUCCCAGCAGGAUGAGAACUCAUGGUGCCAGAGCAGCUACGCCCAGCAGGGUGAGAACUGCCACUUCCCAGCAAAAACAAAGUUCCAGCCGGCCUAGAACCAACAAUCGGGAAAGGAGUAGGAGCCAGCCUAGACACAAGAGCAGAAAGAAGAGCUACAGCCCACCAGGAGCCUCGGGUCCGGGGAAGAGUUCCAGCCUGGCUGUAGCCCCCAGCAGGGCCAAGAGUUAUAGCCCCACAAGAACUCCCUUCAAGGAGGAUGGUCACAGCCGGCCUCCAGCGUCACCGAGGAGGGUGAAGAGUUACAGUCAGAUGAUUACCCCCAGCAGGGAAUGGAGUUACAGCCCAACUCAAGAGUCCAGCAAGGUCGAGAGUUACCACCAAGGCAGUGUGCCCAGCAGCCCCCAAAGUCGCAGCCAGUCUAGGAUGCCCAGAAGGGCAAGAAGUCGCAGUCGGGAGAGGGCCCACAGCAGGUCGAGAAGUCACAGUUGGAAGAGAAAUCAUAGUAGGGCAAGAAGUCGUACCCGGAAGGCCACUCCCAGUCGGAUGGGAAGACAUAGCCAGUCUAGAAUCUACAGCAAGGGGAAAAACUGUAACCCAUCUAGAACCCCCAGAAGGGAAAGAAGUCACAGCCAAUCUAGAACCCCGAGCAAGGAGAGAGGCUACAGCCGGUCUAGAACCCCCAGCAAGGAGAGAGGCUACAGCCAAUCCAGAACCCCGAGCAAGGAGAGAGGUCGCAGACGCUCUAGAACCCCCAGCAAGGACAGAGGCCGCAGACCCUCUAGAACCCCCAGCAAGGAAAGAGAUCACAGUCCAUCUAGAACUCCCAAAAGAGAGAGAGAUCACAAGCAAACUAGAACUUCCAGCAAGGAAAGAUAUCACAGCCGAUCUAGAACUCUCCAAAAAGAGAGAAAGCACAGACGAUCUCAAACCUCCAGCGAUGAGAGAGAUCACAGCCAAAUUAGAACUUCCAGUAAGGAGAGAGAUUACAGCCAAUCUAGAACCCCUAAGAAAGAGAAAGAUCACAGGCAAUCUGAAACCUCCCAUGAGGAGAGUGAUCACAGCCAAAUUAGACCCUCCAGCAAGGAAAGAGAUUACAGCCAAGCUAGAACCUCCAGCAAGGAAAGAGAUCAAAGCCAAUCUACGACAUCUAGCAAGGAGAGAGAUCACAGCAAGACUAGAACCUCCAGCAAGGAAAGAUGUUACAGCCAAUCUAGAACCCCCAGAAAGAUGAGAGACCACAGCCAAUCUGGAACUUCCAGCAAAGAGAGCAAUGCCAGCCAAUCUACAACCCCCAGGAGUCUCAGCAGGAAGGGAUCCCCUAGCAGGGCACAGAGUCCUCAUCAGAAUAGAACACCUAGUAAGACAAGGACCCACUCCCCCUCAAGAUUUCUCAGCGUGGCCCUAAUCCCAAAGCAGGAUGGGUUUCAAGCCAACACCACAUCUAAGGCCAUCUCACCUGGAGAAAGGUCCUCAUCAUCUUCUUCCAAGCUGGCGUAG